AAUGCAGCUUUUAGGUUUAUAGUCACUUAUAGUCACUUAAAAACUUAGGAAGCUGUCCACUAAGACGGCAUUUCUAGGAGAUAUGAUGCCUAAAAAUGCUGACUGGUGCACGCCUAGGGGGACGUUCACACCGGCCGCGUAAGUUUUUCGUCUAUACGCAUGCGUCAGUCUUGCGUCGCGUCUCGAGCGUUUUUCGUCAAGCGAAAAACUUUUGAAAAAGCACCUCGAGAUCCCUCUAUUCUGCUCCGUUGCACCGUUUAGAGCAUUUAAACACAAGAACGCUUGCGUCUUUGCCUCAAACCGCUCUCUAAGUAGGCAGCUGGUUUAGGUUUUGAGACAGCGCAUAGCCAAUUCACAGAGUUCAAGAAGGACUUUCCUGAAUUGCAGGUAGAUCGGUCUGAAGCCAGGGGGGAAAUGAUGUGAAGAUAGAUGCACAGAUAAAUCUGGAUUUUUUUUUCCGGGGGGCGACCUCUGAGAAAACUUCUACAGGAGAUAGAAGUUAGUUCAGAUCCAGUUCGGCUCAGGGAGGAAAAUGGAUCGUGUUUCGUUUUACUGACCCCGUACAGGUGUGUCGACGAAUGCAGGAGACAUGGGGUGCUGUUGGAGAUGGUGGUAUACGACGUGCACCUGUUGCAUGUCUGAAGAUGAGAAGAGUGCCGUGGCCGUUCACAAUGAAAUCAAAAGAAUCCUUGCUGACCAGAAGAAAAGAGAACGGAGAGAAAUCAAAAUACUUUUAUUAGGCACUGGAGAAAGCGGGAAGACGACUUUUAUUAAGCAGAUGAGGAUUAUUCAUGGCAAGGGCUUUUCGGAAGAAGAUAGGCGUGGCUACACUAAAAUGGUUUUCCAGAAUAUCUUCACAGCUAUGAAGGCUCUGACAGUGGCGAUGAACACCUUAAGGAUUCCCUACUCCAACCCACAGAACGAGGUAUAUGGGCAACAGUUUCAGGGAGUGGAAGUAUGUCAGAUAACACAUUUGGACAGAAUGUAUGUGGCAGCUAUCCAUAAACUUUGGGCUGACGAUGGUAUCAAGACCUGUUACGGUCGCCGUAGAGAGUAUCAGCUUCUGGACUCGACAGAAUACUAUAUGACAAAUUUGGAGCGUAUUGCGGCGCCAGACUACAUCCCAACAGCCCAGGAUGUGCUGCGAGUCCGAUUCCCCACCACAGGCAUCAACGAUUACACCUUCAGCGUGGAAAAGAUAACCCUCAGGAUUGUAGAUGUUGGUGGCCAGAAGUCAGAAAGGCGGAAGUGGAUCCAUUGCUUUGAGAAUGUGACAUCGCUCAUAUUUUUAGCCUCCCUCAGUGAGUUUGACCAGGUGCUGGAGGAAAAUAACAUGGAGAACCGUAUGAAAGAGAGCUUGUCGCUCUUCUACACCACCAUCCACUCGCCGUGGUUCGCCAACGCCUCCAUCAUCCUCUUCCUAAACAAGAUGGACAUCCUGGAAGAGAAGAUUAAGACGUCUGACUUAAAAACUUACUUCCCUGGCUUUGAAGGCAAACAGCGGGACGCAAGAGACGCCAAGAACUACAUCAGAGAGAUGUAUAAACAGAAGGCCGUGCAUUCAGAGUCAAGGGAGUGCAAAAACAUCUACCCUCACUUCACCUGCGCAACGGACACCAAUAACAUCCGGAUGGUUUUCACAGACGUGAAAGACACGGUCCUCAUCAAAUCUUUGCAGGAGUACGGGGUGCUUUGAGCGGCCCAGUUUUUGCCAAUCUAAUAAUGACUUUGGAGAGACGCACAAAGGAUGGCUUGAAUGAAUUUUUCUUGUGCAUCCCCUAUAGUUUUCUUUGUCUUUCUCUCCAUCUUUUCUUAUAUACCUACGUCUUGUUUGUCUCGCCAUUUUGGUGGAUAAAAACAGCAUGUUCUUAAGGUAUGACACACUUGCCCCUCAUUCCAACCCUGACAGUCUGCUUAAAGUGACAUCACUCUGAAAGUAUGAGGAUUUACAGCUAAACGGCUGACAGAUUUUCAAUGAGUUCUGGUUUCGAGGGGGAGGAGGUGAAAAGAAUUCAACACCGUAGCUGCCAGCUAGACUGACCUGAUAAUUGACUUUACUGAACACUUAAAUAGACCAAGAGUCAGUGCACUGCUUUCUUAGUAAUAUUUCUACGGAGCCCCCCUAGUCCCACUUUGGCAAAAAAAAAAAUAAUUAUAACUAUCUUGUGGCCUCAAGAUAGUAAC
Pimephales promelas (fathead minnow) is the source of this 2184-nucleotide messenger RNA. The record is from RefSeq and is a predicted model, not a curated record. NCBI's taxonomy places the organism in Eukaryota, Metazoa, Chordata, Actinopteri, Cypriniformes, Leuciscidae.